Cuscuta epithymum is the source of this 7185-nucleotide messenger RNA. NCBI's taxonomy places the organism in Eukaryota, Viridiplantae, Streptophyta, Magnoliopsida, Solanales, Convolvulaceae. The record is from the annotation of a GenBank genome assembly.
AAGAAAGCUCCUCAUAAGCUAGUGCAUCUGCAAUCAUGUCAAGCUUGGAGGAGCCUCUUAGUCUAGACAGGUUGCCAAGGUUGACCAAUAUUGAUGGGCUGGAUGGUAGAUUCUCAUCAAAUGGCUGUAGGCGGCCAGUGGGAGAUGAUGGAAUGAGGGAACGAUGGAUUGAUGGGAGAAACUGCAGCUCAUCUAACAGCUGUGAAGAAGAUUUUGAUGAAUAUGGCAGAGGAAGUUUUGCAAAGAGAAGACAAUUUAGAGAUACACCAUAUAAUGGUGUGUCGAACCGGAGAAGUUUGAAUGGGGGAAAGAGGCACAUGUUAUUCAGUAGUGUACCGAAGUAUGUGAAGAUAGUUGAAGUUGGGCCAAGGGACGGGUUACAGAAUGAAAAGAAUACUGUUCCUACAUCUGUAAAGAUUGAAUUAAUUCGUAAACUUGUUUCCUGCGGAUUACCUGUGGUUGAAGUAACGGGUUUUGUUUCACCAAAAUGGGUACCUCAGCUAUCUGAUGCAAAGGAAGUGAUGCAAGCAGUUAAGGACUUGGAAGGAGCAAGAUUGCCUGUAUUGACCCCCAAUCUAAAAGGCUUUGAAUCUGCAAUUGCAUGUGGAGCAAAAGAAGUAGCAGUUUUUGCAUCUGCUUCAGAGUCAUUCUCAAAGCUGAACAUAAACUGUAGCAUUGAGGAGAGUCUUGUUCGUUACAGAGACGUCUUAUCUGCUGCUAAAAAGCUCUCAAUACCCGUUCGGGGGUAUAUAUCAUGUGUUAUUGGGUGCCCGGUUGAAGGAACAGUUUCACCUUCAAAAGUUGCAUAUUUGGCAAAGGAACUUCACAAUAUGGGUUGCUUUGAAAUCUCACUAGGUGACACCAUAGGAGUUGGUACUCCCGGAACUGUCAUCCCCAUGCUGGAAGCGGUGAUGGCUGUUGUUCCAGUUGAAAAGCUUGCUGUCCAUUUUCACGACACUUAUGGGCAAUCUCUUCCAAAUAUCUUAGUUUCUCUCCAAAUGGGGAUAUGCACGGUGGACUCGUCGGUAGCCGGAUUAGGAGGGUGCCCUUAUGCAAAAGGAGCUACAGGGAAUGUGGCAACGGAGGACGUGGUGUACAUGCUGGAUGGCUUAGGUGUGAAAACUAACGUCGACCUCGGAAAGCUAUUGGUGGCCGGCGAGUUUAUCAGCAAGCAUUUGGGACGUCAGUCUGGCUCCAAGGCUGCCAUUGCAUUGGCCCGUGUUUCAGCUGAAGCUUCUUGUAAAAUAUAAUUGAAGUAUACCACCAGCACAUAUGAGUAUGAAGCUCCCUGGAUUCCUUCCAAGAAAAUUGGAGUCUCUGGACCCCUUUUUUCUAUAGAUUUUCUUUCUGUUUUAAACCACAGAGUGGUGUGUCUAAGGGUAACAAAGAAAACAUUUCUAUAUAUGGAUGCAAAACGACUUUCGUAUAUAAUGUUUUCGUAUGAAUAUGAAAGAGAGUGUAAUUUGUUGUAUUCAACACAAGAAUGAAAGUACCACCCGGUGUGUUAGUUUACUUUUUUUUGGCAAAAGUGUGUUAGUUUACUUUAGAUGCUGUCUUUGUUCUGUUCCUUUCAAAUAUAACCUAUAAAAGUAUUUGCAAUCCUAAAUGAGGACACCCUGAACUUUUGGUAAAUUAUAUGGUACAAUUGGUUGUACCAUGCACACGAUACUGUCGGGUAUUUUAACUUAUACCUAAUGAGUGUAUAGUUAAAAUAAAAUGAGUACUUGUAUUAAACUAUAUAACUAUAUAUGUGUGUGUAGACUGUAGAUCAUGUAACGAAAUAAUGAAUAGUGUAAAAAAGUAGGAGAGAUGGUGGAAAAGUAUGAAAGAAAAGAUAAAAAGUAGAAAAAGUAAGAGUGAUUGAAUAUUUUUAAAGAAAAAACUUACCAUAAAGGAAAAAUGUAGCCAAUUUUUGAACACAUCCGAAAAAGGAAAGUGUAGCAAAAAAAAUACGGAGAGAGUAGUAAAAAUGCAUUAUAUUCAAUUUUGAAUCCUAUGAAUAAUUCACAAAUCUCUAUUAGUAUUUUUUUCAUUUCAAUAGAUAUAUCACAUUGACGCGCUAUUGGGCAUUGCCUCUAGUUUUACACUAUACCAUGGUAUGUGUACGAAGUAUGUUCUAUUCCUUUUUUCACUUAUCAUGCUUCAUGCGUGUCCAAUACUGGAAUACCGGUAAACUAUGAUUUGGUAUUUAACAUGGCCUAAUUGUUUCUUAACAUAUACUCGUACAUUGUACCAGUGGCGGAGUCAGAGAUUUUUCGCAGGAGGGACAUACUUAAAGCUAAGAAUUUUGUGUAUUUGCUCAAAAUUUAAUAAAAACAAUAAAAGCUUAACACAUUAGCACAUAUUAGUUCAUUACAUACUGCUUGACUUAUAUCUAUAAUCUCGGUAAAUCAAUUAUGCGAGUUUUAAUUUGUUCAAAAUGUUGUAUAAUAACUUUAUGUUGGAAAAACACGACCCUAGCCUUUUUCAAGAUCACGAGCUCAUAGACUCUUGUACACUUAUAUAUCCACACACUCACAAUACAAAUUCUCGAUCUGACAAUAUCACUUUGUUUUAUUCUCAUUCACUUUUUGUAUAUGAGACUACUUCAUUCCACCUAAGUUGAUCACAUACACUACGUCAAACGAUAUCUUUGAGCCUUCUUUUCUCACAAGAAGGCUUUCACUAUUCUCUUUCAAGGAGACUCUCACUUUCACUCGCUCAAUAUAUCUCCUCAAAGUUCUCAUAUAAAUGAGAAGCUUCUCUAUAAAUCUCAUCAAAGUUUCUCUAGAAUUUUUUAUACAUCACUACGCAUCAAGAUUCUUCCAAAAAGUAUCCACAAGCUUCUCUUAUCUUUUGGAAGGAUUUAGAAAACCUCACAAUUCUUCAAAAUGUUCUAGAGGCUUCCACAUGAUUUUGUGAGUUCCAUAUUUCUCCAAAAAAAAACUCUACAUUAUUAUUCUAGAACACUCAACACAUCUCUACACACAUAAAUAGAAUCUUGGAUGCUCUAAAAAUUCUAAAAUUCUCAUGAAUUUCUCCACCAAGGAGGGAAUCCAACAUAGUAUCGAGAAUGUUUUGAUGAUAUUUUUGUUACAAGAAAAGUGACAACAUAUUAGUCAAACUCAACACUUUCUUGCUCACUAUAACCACGAAAAGCUAACACAUGCGUCAUUUAAUGUCUAAAACAAUCCGCACUUGCAUUCAAAUGAGUGUGAUAUGCUACCGCCAAUACUUGUAUUCUUAGAGACACAUACGUUUCCUAAAAGACUUUUCCUUUUAUUUUAACAUUUAACCUAAAAUUAUCCUUAAACAGUAUUUAUUUUUGACAAAAGGAGGGGCAUUAAAUAUAUUAUAAGUAGUAGUACUAAAGAAAUUUGCCCGAAGCGGAGGCGCUUGCCCCCUCAUGCCCCUCCCUAGCUCCUCCACUGCAUAGUACUAUCAUAUACAGAGUAUUUUAUUUUUUAUUUUACCCCAGAGGCAUCAGGGGAGGGGAUCAAUCUCACUCUAUUGAGAAUUGAACCCGGGACCUCCCAUAAGGGAGAGUGAGUCAGCGACCAGCUGGGCUGGACCGCUUCCUCUCGUAUACGGAGUAUAUGUCGUGAACUUUUUUUGGAAUUUACCUAAUAAUUACUUAGUAAAAAAAUUAUUACUAAACAAAAAUUACUUUUUUAAAUAAUUACUUAGUAGUUAGUACGGAGUAUAAUUACUAGGCAAACUCACAUUAUACACAGUUGUGUCAAUAGUUCCGCUGUAGCAAUCAACUAGUUGUAUGACGCGCGAUGCGCGAGGAAAAAAUGUCCAAAAUUAUUUUCGUAAGGUUAAUAUAAUGGAAUGUUAAUGAUUAUUAUAUUUGGGUUGCUUGAAAUUGUACACAAACACUUUAUUAGAAUAUAAUACAGAAAUUGCCCUAAAUAGGGGUCAAGUUUGGCAUUACAAGGCUUUUAAACAUGGCAUUUUUUUCCAAAUUUGGCAGAUUACUCAUAUUCAGGGAAUAAAAAACAUGUUACUCCUAUUUUGGAAUUUCAAAACGUUUUUACUCCUAUUUAGGGAAUUCUCUCAAUAUAAUAUCAACACUUUACCAAAAAAAAGAAUAUAAUAUCAACAUAGUGAUAAUAGACAAUAAAAAAUAGUGGGCUGAAUGAUGAGGUUUAUAGCGUGCAAAACAUGUGCGCCACUUUAAUAUUUGAACCCAAUAGGCCAAUAUGUAGUUAUUAAGUGGCGGGUACAAUAACGAGUGUGAUUAAUAUAUAGUUCCACUGAGGUAAAAUCAAUAAUAUUUCUGAUUCAAUAGCUUAAUAUUCUUCUCUGAUAAGCAUAUGAAAUAAAAUAUUUCAAUGGACAGACAUAUUACGGAGUACUUGGGAUUGAGUUGGGGGUGACUGUGGUGAUGAUUUGACAUCUACCGUUUAUAAUAAAACUAUAUCUAUACACAUAUUUACAUUUUCAAUUGACACUUAUGACUCUGCAAUAAAGGAAUUUAAGACAUAUUAAGGCAAGAUAUCGGCUUCUUGAAAUUAUGUUAUAGUUUUUCAGAAGGGAAAUUUGCAAUUUUCUUCCCGUAACAUUCGGCCGUUUUCAUUAUUAGUCUCGUAACUUUAGUAACUUGUAAAUCUGAUCCUGUAACUAAUUAAUAUUUGUGAUUCAAAGACUUUUUCCUUGAAAAGUACACUCUUCGAUGAUAGUAUACCGGAAAAGAUGUCGCCGGCGUCGGUUUUUUCUGCCAGAAAAUGUACUUUCCGAUGGAAAAUUCUUUAAAUUGAAAAGACUUGUUAGUUACAGGACCAAAUUUGCAUGUGAUUAAAGUUACAUGACCAGUAACGAUAACAACCGAAAGUUACAAGAUUAAAAUUGCAAAUCUCUCUUUUUCAAAUAAUAAUAGCAACAACUUAAUUAUGUCUUUAUAUUUUUAAUAGCAUACAAAUAACAAGAACAAAAAUAAUAAUAAAUAUUAAUAAUAAUCAUAAAAAUAUUGAUAAUAGUAAUACGAUAAUAAUAAUGAUAACAAUAACAUUGAUAAUAAUAAAAUUAUUGAUAAGAUGAUCAUAAUAAUAAUAGUUUAAUUUACAUAAAAUUUGUAUUUUUAUCCUCUACAUAACAAAUAAGGUCACGUAGAGAAGAUUUUAUUACAAAUGAAAAAUUAAGUGGAAAUAUUGAAUGGAAAUAAAUUCAAUCAAGUAUGAAGUAAAAUGCCAAGGGCACAUGUACGAACUUGGAAACUCUUCCGUUUGGUUUUUAACGGAAGUAAGGAGUAGAUAAAGAGAUUAUAGUGAAUGGUGCAAUGCCUAAAACAAAUGGUACAAGAGCAUUUUGCUAUAAUGUUACACCAACAUUUUUAUCAUUCCUAAAAUGCCCUAAUCAUCAUUGGUGUUUAUAAGUUUUUAGAUUAUAGGAGUGUUUGUGUUGGUUCGUUUUGAUUAGGUAUGAUCCAUUUCAAGAUCUACAAUUUAAAUUCUUUUUUAUAUUAUUCUAUUCGAGUAGAGUAAUGACUGGAACUUUUUGAACGAUUUAAUAGUAUCAUAUUUGUGUCUGUUAGAAAGGCUGAUAAUAUUUAUCCUAUUGUAGGCAGAGAAAGUAUUGUUGGAAAGGUUUGUUAAGUUUUUAAAUUUUUGUGAAAUGUUGAUCUAUUUUUACAUGUCCGCAUACUAUAGUAACUCAUUUACUUUAUCUAAAUGUUUAGUGCUUACCAGGUGAGGCUAAUAUAAGAAACACAUAUCAGGGCUCAUGAGUAUAUUUGGGCUGGAGUAUGAUUCUAUCUCCUUUAGGAGGUCUAAAUCAAUAUAUUGAGACUCCCUCUUUUGAUGUUAAUUUGAUUAUCUGUCUUUAAUGUAGUGAUACAUUCAAUUAUUCAUGCAAGGGGCAAGAUGUAAAAUUUUUUUAGACCCUAAAAAUCUAUCAAAGAAAGUAGUUCAUCACUAAUUUUCCGUUUGAACCUCAGAAAGGAUUAUAAAUUAUGCAGCAAAGUAUUGAUGGACUUUAGAAUGAAAUAAAGUAUGGCGAACAUAUGAUGGUCAAAAUUUAUUAAAUUGAUAAUAGAACUUUAUUCCUAAUAGAAAGUAAUGGACUUGAAACCAAAACCAAUCAAAAGCAUCAAGUUUUUUUUAUGGUAUUAAAACCAUCAAGUUUAAAAAUAGAAAAAUGGUUAAAAAAAUCAUCUUAAGAGAUAGCAAUGUGUUUAUUGGUCUGUAUGUUUUUCUUUAUGAUGUUUAAAUGAACACUCUGGUUUCAUUUCACUUACUAUGUAUGAAGUAACUUUCAGAAGAAAAACAAAAAACCUCACUUCAACCAUUCUUUGAAAUUAGCUGAAAUGUAGGAUGUUUUAUACAGUAGUAUCAUUUGUAUUUUCUAUAAAUCUGAAAGGAGCAGUAUUUAUAUUAUCAAUUAUUUUGUGAAAAAUGGUUAAUUUACAACCAAAACGUCUUGGAUAGGCUGCCUAGGCUGCUUGAACUUUGUUCAAUACUUCAUCUACCUACUUUUAUUCAAAUAACUUUCCAUUUCAUUCUCUUAAUCAUGGUCACUUUCUUCAUUUGCACACUCCAGACAUUAUAUUACUCCUUAAAUAAUUUCGGAUUAACCCUUUUUGUGCCUUGGUUUUGAAAAUAUGUUAACAUAGAUUGUCCCUAAGGAAAAUAAACUAUAUUUUUGUUAUAAGCCUAUACAUAAGCCUAAGGAAUUUACAACAUAGAUGUUAAUAUUUUUGUUAAAAUAUUGAAUUCCAAUUACCAACCAUGUUUUAACUAAAAGUCUGGAAGUAACUAUACCCUCUAGCUCCCACUUCCAACCUCCUGGUCCCAUUUACAUAAGAGAUAAAAAGCAACUCAGAAGACAAUUGAUGCAUCAUAUGUACGGAUUGCAAUUUACGUAUCAUACAUCCUUUUCGGUUUUUCCACAUUGAUAAAAUUGAUUUAUCACAGUUUCAUACAAAAAAUGAAAUAUAGAGAGCUGUUAUGGUGGAACGGAGAAGACAGAGAGAAAUUAGAGGUAGGGUUGUAAAAACCUGCUUCGGUUGUUAGUAGAGUAGAACAAUAUGGUUUGAGUGCUCUAGGGCACCCUCCCAACGAAACCCAAGAUUCAACAUACUUCGAACUUGGAAGUGAGUAAAAACGCAGACAAGGAUAGGGUGAUAUAAGACUUUGAGAUUUAACGGAACACACCAGAAUAUGGGAUGAAGUAAGAAUGGUGAGGUUUAUUUAACGGAAGACAUCG